AUGCGAUUGUUCAUCCUGCUCACCAUUGUUUCGAUUCUCGCACUCGGAGCUCUAGCUCUGGCAUUCCAGCUCAGUUCUGCGAAUAAAUCUCACGACAUUGAUCACCAAGACCCAUCCCAGCCAGCGCCCUCACCAUCAGCAGGCAUCCUCUACUACCACGAGGACAUCCCCGAGACGCCUCAACUCCGCGAUUCCGAAGAGUACGUCCUUGCUCAAACAUGGGAGUGGGAUGCGCCUCCGACAACGCGAGAAUACAACUGGACUAUCGCCUCUGCUACUCUCAACCCAGACGGAGUCUAUCGGCCUAUGAUCCUCAUCAACAACCAAUACCCGGGGCCAUUGAUCGAAUGCAACGAAGGAGACACCAUCAUCGUCCACGUCGAUAACCAAGCUGUCAAUGCGACAGCCAUUCACUUCCAUGGCAUGUUCCAAAACGGCACCAAUGCGAUGGAUGGUACCGUUGGCAUCACACAAUGCGCCAUCGCCCCAAACUCGUCCUUCACCUACCAAUUCGACGUGAAGGGGCAGUCGGGGACAUAUUGGUACCAUGCACACCAUAGCGCGCAGGCGUCAGAUGGACUCUUAGGUCCCAUGGUCGUACAUUCGCCACAGGAGCGGACGCUUCAGAAGCUGGAGUAUGCGACUGACAGAGUGGUGAUGGUGCAAGACCACUACCACAACUUGACCUCGGACCUCCUCAUGGAAUAUCUAGGGCCUGACCAGGAAAAUGACGAGCCCGUCCCUGACAAUGCCCUCAUAAAUGGCCGCGGCGUCCGCGAUUGUGCAGACUUCGAAGGCUGGCCGUGCGACAGCACCAACCGCUCCACGCCAACAUUCGAUCUCGCAGCUGGAAAGCGCCACAGAUUGCGCAUCAUCAACGUGGGCGCAUUUGCAGAGUUCCAGAUCCAGUUCGAUGAGCAUCCCUUCUAUGUAACGGAAGUCGACGGCACGGAUGUUCACCCCGAGCCAUUUCAUCGGCUGAAUAUCCUCCCCGCGCAGCGAUACAGCGUUGUGAUAGAGACGAAUGUGACGACGGCGUCGGAGUUUUGGAUGAGAUCCCGAAUGGUCACGCAUUGCUUCACGAGACCUAAUAAAUACCUCCAGCCGGAGAUACGGGCAGUAAUCAGGUACACGUCUCCGGAGUCGAAGCCCUCGUUGGAUGCGCCGACAAGCAAGGAGUGGCCCGAGGCAAUCGAGGUCCUCUGUCGCGAUCUCAACACCAGCCUCCUCCAUCCAGUGGAGGCUAUAUCGCCACCUCCCGCAGAUGAUUUUGUUUUCCUCCGCGCCAACUUCGAAAUUGGAGCGUGGCGUCUGGCAAGAGGGUUCUUCAACGACUCAUCCUGGCAUGCCAACGCAACACACCCGUCUCUGCACCGCUUCCUAGACGCCAGCGCUGGGGAUGCUUCAAUAGGGAGUCCCAUCGGCCUCAACGAAUUGGCAUUCAAUCGCCAGACAGAGAUGGUCCUCCAAACAACCGGAAUCCGCACGGUCGACAUCUCAAUCAACAACUUCGACGACGGAGCGCACCCUUUCCAUCUCCAUGGACACAACUUCUUCGUCCUCGUGCAGGGAAGCAGCGGCUACCCUCCUACGCAGGCCGAAUUACCCAAUUAUCUCGAGAAACACGGAUUGCUAGAGAACCCCCUCCGGCGGGAUACCAUUACGAUUGAAGGAUAUGGGUGGGCGGUUAUCCGGGUCACUUUUGACAACCCAGGCCUCUGGGCCUUCCACUGCCACAACACAUGGCACGCUGAGUCCGGCAUGUUGAUGCAGGUGCUUGUCCGCUCGGACGUGGUGAGCGGCUGGGAGGUUGACCCGGAACAGAGAGAGAUGUGUAAGCGGAAGGGUGUUGAAAAGGGCAUGCGACCAGAUGAUAGCAUAUGGUUUGGACAAUUUUAG
Molecule: messenger RNA, 1899 nt
Organism: Ilyonectria robusta
Lineage: Eukaryota; Fungi; Ascomycota; Sordariomycetes; Hypocreales; Nectriaceae
Product: multicopper oxidase
Exons: 1
Coding region: 1-1899 (632 amino acids)
Molecular function (GO): oxidoreductase activity; copper ion binding
Source: RefSeq, a predicted model, not a curated record